UGCUGGGAAAGACAAAGUAAAAGAUCUUCAGGCAUUUCUGACCAGGAUUAGGGCAUGUUGGCUUCCUCCUCAGGCUGGAAGUGACGAUGCUUUGCCACCUCAUCCCACCCAGCACCAGCCCCCGUGUGUGAGGUACAGAGCUGGGGCACUGGGGGGAUUUCUGACACUCCUGUAAAGGGGAAGGAUGGCACCUUCUCCUUUGCAGAAAAGCCCAGUCAGCAACAUUUGAGUCAAAGGAGCCCCAAAUAGAUGGGAGCAAACCCUAUAUAAAGCAAGCCCAGCUGGCUGCAGGGCAUUGCAAGGCAGCAGCAGCUUUCCCAAGGUAAUCCAUAGAGAGGGGGAGAAUCUCUGUUCCCAGAUGAGGAGAGAAAGAAAGAAGGGUAGCAGGGAAUGGUUUGGUUUUGGUAUAACAGGGAAUGGUUUGGUUUCCUCUCCCAGGGCUGUCAGAAGGAUGAAUUGUCUCCUGGGCCUCUCUGUGCUGUUUGCUUGGUGCUUGUCCCCAGCCCACGGGAGCCUCUUGCAGCUGCACAACAUGAUCACGGAGGCAACAGGGAAAAACGCUUUGCUGCACUAUGCCUUCUAUGGCUGCUACUGCGGCCUGGGGGGCAAGGGGCAGCCCAAGGACGCCUCAGACAGGUGCUGCCAGCUACACGAUACCUGCUACCUCGGCCUCCUGAGCCAUGACUGUGACGCCAAGAAGCAGAGCUACCACUACAAGGGGCACCACGGCAGCCCCUCCUGCAGAAAGGACUCCUGGUGUGCUCAGCUCUCCUGUGAGUGUGACCGCAGCCUGGCACUGUGCCUGAAGAGAAACGUCAGGAGCUACAGGAAACGCUACCAGUUCUAUCCCAAUUACCUGUGCAGGUGAUAGGAGUCGAAAUUUGGAGCUCCCUGCAUUCCUGCCCGUAUUGCUGUAAAUUUAAGUAACGUGAAAAUAAACAACGUGCUUAAACCACCCUGUCCUCUGAGAGCUGCUGCUGGGCAGGGAGAGAAAUCCCUGUAAAUAAUCAACAUCUUCCCAAAACUUUCCAAGAACUCGGUCCCUGCGUCACUCUGGGUUGCAGCCCACGGGGCGAGGGGGGUUGGCCGGCGAGGGAAGGGGCGUAGCACUUGGUGUUUUUCGGACAGAGUCAUUUCGGCGCUUUCAGUUCAGAGCCCGCAGGCCAGAUACGGAGGGCAGGCUUUCCUCGGGAGGACGGACUGACAGCGAGGGAGAUCCCCCGGCCCAGGUGAGAGGAAAAUGAAGGUCCUGCUGGUGCUGACAAUGCUGUUUGCCUGCAGUGUGUUCACAGCUCAUGGGAAGCACCCACGUACCUUCAUACCGGGACUCGAGGGAAGCACUGUAGGAAAUCUGACUGCCCACGGAUGCUACUCGGGAUGGGGCACCUCAAGGGCUUCAUUGGACCGGUGCUGCCGGCUCCGUGCCUGUUGCUAUGCCAAGCUGGCGGCUCGGCGGUGCCCCGUGGGACCCUUCCAGCCCCUCUCAGCACCCCAGGCAGGAAUCUCCACCUGCAGGUCGGGGACGUGGUGCCAGAGAAGUGCCUGCAGGUGCGAGCGGGCGGCCCUGCUGUGCCGGAUGCGCGGCCAGAGGCUGCUCCGGCGCCGCAUCAAGUGCCGGGGACGAGCGGGGAGGUGUUGAAGCAAAAAAUUCCCUUUGCAAAACCACCUCCGGGCUGAUCCACGAAGGGACGGGGCCGGCAGCGCUUCCCAGCCCUGGCGAGUCUCCUCCUCGGGGCUUUUUGGCUUUGGCACGAGGACAACAACCCUCCGGUGAAGUUGCGUCAGUGUCCACUGGAUCUGAGGAGGGGGAGCAGCGCUGACGCGAUGUUUCAGCACAGCAAAAAAAGGGAGGAGUGGACACCUGCCCCUCGUCCCUGUGAGGGGCACAGAGAACCAGCGGGAGUGUCUCCCCUUGGCUCCGGCUCCCCCACAGCCUGUCUGCUCUCUCCGCUUCUUGCUUCACCUUCUGUUGCUCCAAAUAAAAACAGAGAGCCCAAGGCAGCA
Messenger RNA from Pseudopipra pipra, 2004 nucleotides. Its product is annotated as basic phospholipase A2 daboxin P-like. The record is from RefSeq and is a predicted model, not a curated record. Gene Ontology annotation, biological process: arachidonate secretion; phospholipid metabolic process; lipid catabolic process. The transcript is spliced from 9 exons. Gene Ontology annotation, molecular function: calcium ion binding; phospholipid binding. NCBI's taxonomy places the organism in Eukaryota, Metazoa, Chordata, Aves, Passeriformes, Pipridae.